Oncorhynchus kisutch (coho salmon) is the source of this 6930-nucleotide messenger RNA. Its product is annotated as solute carrier organic anion transporter family member 5A1. The coding region runs from base 13 to 1605 and encodes 530 amino acids. The record is from RefSeq and is a predicted model, not a curated record. Lineage: Eukaryota; Metazoa; Chordata; Actinopteri; Salmoniformes; Salmonidae. Gene Ontology annotation, cellular component: basolateral plasma membrane. The transcript is spliced from 8 exons. Gene Ontology annotation, biological process: sodium-independent organic anion transport; transmembrane transport. Gene Ontology annotation, molecular function: protein binding.
CUUCCAGCUGUCAUGUAUGUGAUGGGAGCCCUAGGGCCGGCAGCGGGAUAUCUGUUAGGAGGAGUUCUGAUUGGUUUCUACGUCGACCCCACAACUGUCGUCCAUAUUGACCAGAGUGACCCACGCUUUGUUGGCAACUGGUGGAGUGGGUUCUUGCUGUGCUCUAUAGCCAUGCUCCUGGUCAUCUUCCCCAUGUUUGCCUUCCCUAAGAAGCUGCCUCCGCGCCACAAGAAGAAGAAGAAGAAGAUGACUUCAUCAGUAGAUGACGUGUCCAGCGAUGAUGAUUUUAUGAUGGAGAAGGGGGAGGGACAGAACGUCCAGACCGGCAUGGGCUUCGGGAAGGACAUCAAAGACCUCCCCAAGGCAGCGAUAAGGAUCCUGUCCAACACGACGUUCCUGUUUGUCAGUCUGUCCUACACAGCAGAAUGUGCCAUCGUUACAGCCUUCAUCACAUUCAUUCCCAAGUUCAUAGAGUCCCAGUUUGGCAUCCCUGCUUCUAACGCCAGCAUAUACACAGGUGUGAUCAUCGUGCCCAGUGCUGGGGUGGGUAUCGUCCUAGGGGGCUACAUCAUCAAGAAGCUGAAGUUGGGAGCCAGAGAGUCAGCCAAGCUGGCUAUGAUCUGUAGCGGGGUGUCUCUGCUCUGUUUCUCCACGCUCUUCAUAGUGGGCUGUGAGAGCAUCAACCUGGGAGGUAUCAAUAUACCAUACACCACUGGGCCCACUCUGACUAUGACCCAUCAUAACCUGACUGGAGGCUGUAAUGUGAACUGUGGCUGUAAGAUCCAUGAGUAUGCCCCUGUGUGUGGCUCUGACAGCAUCACCUACUUUAACCCCUGCCUGGCUGGGUGCAGCAUGGUGAGCAACGGCAGCACUGGGAUCAGAAACUACACAGAGUGUACGUGUGUCCAGAGCCGACAGGUCAUCAGCCCUCCCGCUGGUGGUCAAGGCAACCAACUGCAGCUGGUCAUCGUUAAGACCUACCUGAACGAGAACGGCUUCGCGGUGUCGGGGAAGUGUGACCGCACCUGUAACACCCUCAUCCCCUUCCUCAUCUUCCUCUUCAUCGUCACACUCAUCACCGCCUGCGCCCAGCCCUCCGCUAUCAUAGUCACUCUCAGGUCUGUGGAUGAACAGGAGAGACCAUUCGCUCUGGGGAUGCAAUUUGUCCUGUUAAGAACUCUGGCAUAUAUUCCCACUCCCAUCUAUUUUGGGGCGGUGAUCGACACCACCUGUAUGCUGUGGCAGCAGGACUGUGGCGUCCACGGCUCCUGCUGGGAGUACGACGUCACUUCCUUCCGCUUCGUCUACUUCGGCCUGGCCGCCAGCCUCAAGUUCAUUGGCUUCAUCUUCAUCUUCCUCACCUGGUACUCCAUCAAGUACAAGGAGGAGCAGGCGGAGCGCUGGCACCAGCGACUACCCCCGUUGGGCACUGUCUCUGACCUCAUCUGCCACGUGGGGGGCCAGAAGAGCCACGCCCGAACCCGCUCCUGCCCGGUGUUCAUCCCGCCUUGCGACCACCCUCCCGUGGCACUCCUUCUCAACCGGGGUCACAGCACCAUCACCCUCGUUAACAGAGCAAUAAACCCACCCCUCCCUCUCUGCUGAUGCCACACACAGUAGCCCCGCCCACAUAUGAGAGCAGGAAGUAAACAGACCACACCUCUUCCUCUUUAGGUCACACCUCUACCUGUUCCUCCCCGGGGGUUGUGACACGUGCCUUCCUGUUCUUGUCUCCACCCUGUUUCUAAAAUAUACACCAAUCAGGUGGUGGGGGCGGUGAUUUCCAUGGCUCUGAUUGACAGGCAGAGAGACCAAUAGACUGAUAGUGACAGAGGGCAUUUGUGGUAUUAAAGAGCUGGCCACAGUUAUAUGGGCGUGUCACAGGGGAACAGCUCGACUCCCUAUUGACCUACAGAGCUGUCUGUCUCUGCUGUGCACAUCAUUAGCUGCAGUGGCGGCUGGUGGGAGGAGCUAUAGGACAGGUUCAUUGUAAUGGCUGAAAUGGAAUUAAUGGAAUGGAGUCAAACAAGUGUUUCCAUUGAUACCAUUCCAGCCAUUACAAUGAGCCCAUCCUAUAGCUCCUCCCACUAGCGACACAGCAUGUACAGAAGUUAACACACAAGUGUUUGGGAUCAAUUCGAAUUGAAGGCAGUCAAUUCAGGAAGCAAACUGAAUCGAUAGUCAAUGACUUCUCAAACUGAAAAUAAGCUAUUUAUGUAAAGUUUUCAAUUUUGGAAUUUUAAAUUCAAAUCACUUCCUGAAUUGACUCCAACCCUGAUACACUUCAUAAAUCAAAAUGUUUGUGUAUCAACAUGAUCACAUGGUGCUACUGUACUGUAAAAUGGGCUGGGCAUUAGUAUAUUCUAAUAUUAUUCUUCUCAGAAGGGACAUGUGGGUACUACAUUACCCAUGAUGCCUCAUCACAGUUGCAGCGUUUCUCUCAAGCACAACAUACUAACUGACAAACCUGUUCUAUUCUAUGCAAGUUCCUGUGUACUCCCAUACAGACAGACAUACACCUCUCAGUACUGUAUUGACUUACUGUACCCCUCUCUGUGCUUGCAUCUCAAAUGGCACCCUAUUCCCUAUAUAGUGCACUAUUUUUGACCAGGGUCCAUAGGGCUCUGGUCAAAUGUAGUGCAUUAUACAGGGAAUAGGGUGCCUUCUGGGACACAGCCUAUCACCCAUUCAAUCACAUUAUACCACAGCUGAGCAUAUCCAGCUAAUAUUGAAUGUGGUUAGCAGCAACAUUAAACAGUACUAUUUAGGAGGGGAUUAUAUCGACUUAAAACUCAGUCAUACAUGAGACAUUUGUCAGGUUCUGUCUGUCCUUGUGACCGUCUGUUUAAACUCUUGGUUCAGAGCAGAGAAUGGGCCACCCAUUUAUUUGAAACAGUAACUCAGGCUGUGUGGGCCUAUCAUUGGUUGCUGGCUAGCUGAUUAAUGCUAAUAGUUACGAGGGUAACCUGCUAGCCAACUAGCUUGCUUAUAUCCAAUGGCUAGUUAGUAGCUAAUGCUAAUAGCUACCAGGCUAACUGGCUAGCUAGCUAAUAUCCAAGGGCCAGAUACUGGCUAAUGCUAAUAGCUACCAGUAUAGGCUAACUAGCCUAUAUCAAAGAUUAUGGAUAUAGUGACAAGAUACAUGUCUCUCCAUCCUAACAACCGGAGUCAUUGUCCACAAAGCAGCACGACUGGCUGUCUAGCUCCCAGCUAUUCUUUCUUUGGAUAUGUGGAUACAUUUCAUUAUUGUAAUCCUGAAUAUUCGAUGAAGGUUGUUGACGUGAACCGAUAUAUUCAAUGGGCAGAGAUGCUAUGCUACUAGCCUCAUGCCAUGAAUAUGCAUAGCCAUCUUGAGACAACUCCUCAUAUGAAGUGUUUUUUUCUCAAAGUUGGAUGUCAUGUGUCCUAGUUAUAUCAGUAUACUCGUAACAACUUAAGCAUUACAACACUUUUAUUAGAUCAAGUAAACCUCAUGUAGCAAAUAAGCCAUAAACAAAAUGUAUUGACCAAAUUCGAUACUCUUAUUAACCUCCGUACCAAGCAAGGCUUGGUGGGUGAAACAACGAACAAACGAGGGAGACAUAUUUCCCCUCGAGUUGGGCCUCUCUCUUCCUCUCUGCCUAUAUCCAAAGACGAGUUACUAACGAACUGGCCACCUAGUCAGGAGUGGUGGUCUGCACCAUAGAUAGUUAGUCUGUGUGGAGUUAGUCUUCAUUAGGACUUUAACUUUACUCCAGGGCAAUGGGGAACACAAACACAGUAUUGUAUUUAUAACAUAACAUUAGGUGGUUUUUGCUGGAAGGGAAAACUCAGUCAUAAUCCUCAUCCAAAAGAAUAUGACAUAAGAGAACUAAAAGCUGUCAUUUUAACUGCAAAUAUCUACAAAAUGUCUUGUUUUGCUUUUUACUUGUUUGAAAAAGUAUUGAAUUUGUUUUGAAUUGAAUUUCCCUUUUUAUGUUAAAGGGGUAAUUUGGGAUUUUGGCAAUCUACUUCCCCAAAGUCAGAUGAACUCGUGGAUACCAUUUUGAUGAAGGAAGUUAGAGGUAGUUUUGCGAGCCAAUGCUAACUAGUGUUAGCUCAAUGACUGGAAGUGUAUGGGUAUCUACUAGCAUGAACCCAGCCCAUUUACAAACUGACUCUCUAGGUCCAAUAUUGCUUCAUUUCAGCAUUGUUGUAUUGACAUUUAGGCAUUUAAGAAGUAGUGUAGUAAGGAAUAAAUCAACAAAGCCCAUUAUAUCAACAGAUAAGUCACAAUAACAAGAAACAAUAUAACAGAUUUUUUUUUAAUCAUUCAGUUCAGGAGUGACUGGGACCCACCCUCUGCUGGACAUAAACAUGAAUUGCAGCCCGGAGUGAAAAAGACAGUGAACGGUCUACCCUUUACCAAGGUUUCCCAGAAAUUCCAUUAAGAAGAUUUCCGGAAUCAUGAGGGAAUAAGCAUGAUAUCCAUAAUCCUCCCGGAAUUUUUGGAAAACCUGUGAAAGUUACUGGAAUUUUGCAACCCUACACAGACCUACUACUAAUACUGUUUUUGUACAACUGGACUGCUGCUGUGAAUUUACUACUUGUUUUUGUUUUCUAGGACACUUUUUAAGAAGAUAAACCAUUAUGAACAGCAACUACAGUAUUUAUACCUUGUUUGGCAUGAGGCAUGCCUCAUAUAAAUUAUAUAUUUGCGCUUUUAAAACCGGUUUCCAAAGAACAGCGGAUUUAUCUGAUGCAGUGGUAAAGUGUUAUGAAUUAGGCUGGGAUUCAAUCCCGAUCGGGCUUUGUCCACAAUGCAUGUUUUAAAGGCAAUGUUCCCACGUCCGCGGAGACCACCGUCACAGUAAAGGCUGCAUAUGUUGGCUCAAUCGGAAGUUACUUUAAAUGGCACAUUGUCCAAAGGCUGCGAUGGCAUUAAAUCCCAGCCUAAAUGUCUUUGUCCUCAAGUUAUGUAAGAGACUGCUGUGUGUCUAUGAUGAUACUUGGCUGAAAAAUGCCAAGUUAUGGUUUCUUAUUAGUAUGAUCGUGAAUUAGUAGCUAACUGUUCCCAAACUAUUAUCAUGUAAAUAUUUAAAGAUAUAAAGCCAACUUAUUAUAGAGCUUAAACUUAGUUAGAAGUAGGUAUUUAUGAACUAACCCUAACCAUUGUAGACGACAUCAUAAAAUGACUUCAAAAUACAAAAACAAGGAAACCGUAUAUUUGCUUCUCUGUGCCUGAAUGACCUACAGUAUUUUACAUAGGAACGACCUGUUACAUUGAAUUUGGGGGAUUGGUCUAGUGGGUUGUAUUUUGCAAUAUGUUUUUUUGUUGAUAGGUCCAUUUGAAUUGGUUGGUGUUGAAGCCCUCUCUUUGGCUCCAUCCAAAACGACUUAGUUUGCAUCUCAAAUGGCACCCUACUCCCUUAAUAGUGCACAUAGGGGUCUGGUAGUGCAAAAGUAGUCCCCAUGCAUCCCCUAUUUCCCACGCAACCUGGCCAUAAGUAGUGACCUAUGUAAGGAAAAGGGUGCCAAUUGGGACAGGAUGGUAUUGUUACCCAGGAUGCCCUUUACCUCCAUUCAACAAGGUGUAAGCAGUACUAUAGGAAGGCUUGAACUGCGUCCGAAAUGGCACCCUAUUUCCUAUAUAGUGCACUAUAGGGCAUAGGGUGCAAUUGCAGAUGUAGCCUUAGCCUUCUCGCAACACUUCUCCAAGGUAGACUGUAGACUUGCUUUCCAUCUCUUUCUCUCCUUUCUCUCGCUCUCUUUUGAUCAGUAUUUCUUCAGAACGUGUUUUCAUUAUUUCAUAGACUGACAGUGUACUCUGACAGUGUAUUCCAUCCCAAAUGGCACCCUAUUCCCUAAAUAGUGCACUACUACCCAUAGGGCUCUCUGGUCAAAAGUAGUGCACUAUAUAGGGAAUAUGCUGCUAUUUGGGAUGCAAACUGGAGGUCUGCAGCCCUUGAUUUGUGUUCCUCAGGAGCAGAAGUCGAAACCAUAUUUGUGGACACUUGGGCUCCAUACUUGCGAACAUUAGAACAUUUUCUCAGUCUCAAAAUGCGCAUCAGCCAAUUCAAAUCGGUGACAUAGUUGCACCUUGUAAAAUGCUAUAUGUUAGCUGUUCCCAUUAUAUAAUCUGGCACAUUUAGCCAUAUGCUAACCAGGCGGCAGUGAUUAUUUCCUGUAAGAAAUUCCACAUCAGCCUAUCAAGAUCUUAGACUUUAUAUCCAUCAACCAAUGGCAUUUCUUAAAAUAGGUCGACUUGGCCACCAGAUGUAUAUUUUAAACUUCCAAAUUAAAUUACUUUUGUUCCACUUGAUCUGUCACAAUUGUAGUGUGCCAAUAUUUCAUGACAAUGAAUCCUUGACUAGGCUACUAAAAUUGAAGAGGCACAUUUUUGCUCAUCCAUUUCACACACGUUCAUGUGCUUUUACGGGAAAAAGAUAAAGGUCUAUAAAACGUUUAUUAAGUUUAUCGUACAUCGUUAGCGUAUGCCACUAAGGUGAUGUGAAUCUUCGGAGUACAGUAACCGUGGGUUAGAGGAUCUCAUGAAGCUCAUGAAGGGAAAAAAAAAGAAAAUUACCAGAAGCCAGACUUACAACACUGACCUAUCCAUCCAGUUGAAAUGUUGCAUGUAUUUUAGUAACUUUAAUUAGCAGAUGGUGCCGUUUGAGUCAUGUUAAAGAUGCUCUCGUGGAAAAGUGGCCCACUACGUUAGCAUUUGGCUGAUGCAGAAUUUGUUAACGGGCAUGAUCACUGCCACCUGGUCAGGUUAGCAUAGGACUAAAUGUGUCAGGUUAUCUAAUGGGAACUUCCAAAGUAAUGUUUUAUCAUGUGCAACUACGUCAACGAUUUUAGUUGGCUGAUGCACAUUUUGAGACGGAGAAACUCUGAACUUAAACUAAUGGACCCUUGGUUUACAAAUGCCUUGAAUACUUGAUAUGUGUCAUUAAAAAACUGUAAAAAGGA